GUUUCAGAAGGAAGGCUUUUAGUGACUGGUCCUGAAGAUAAGACCUUGUUCAUUCCAAACUAUACACCUCACAGUGGAAUUCAGGCCAGCUAGAUGAUAUGGCAUUCAUCACUCUAAACUUUAGUAAAGUAAAUGAGGUGAUAACAGCAGAUGAGAAGCUUUUGAUUGCUAAAUACUUCCUUUUGGUUUACAUGUAAAUUAGGUAUUGGAAAAUCUUUUCCCAGGGCUUUUGACCGGACAUUGUGAAUAGCAUGGUUUCUCUUCUUUAUUUUACAGGUAGCCAUGUGGAUCCAAAUUCAUUGGUAAUCUGAAUUAUGGUGCAACUUGUGCACAUUUGAUAUUCAAUAGGUGCGCAAAUGGGUGUGACUUGCACAAUGAGAAGGCAGAUGUGUAGCAGGGAGAGUAAUGAAUAGGAAGGUUGCUUUCCAUAGGUGUCAAGAAAAGAUCCAUGUAUACUUCCAUUCUUUCCUUCACCAUCUUCUUUUGAUCUUUCAGAAAUUUUAGGCAACAUUUUUUAGUGAGGUUGUUCCCCUAAAUGAUUGCUCUAAUUAAUUUCACUCCAGCACCAUUAAGAUGGUGUAUAUUCAGAGGAGUUCAGUUCUUGAGAGAGGACUGCUGAUACAGCUAAUUCAGCUCCGGGAUACAUGUAGGUUGGGGUGAAGUGCACCAGCAAUCCUCACUGAAUGAGCCAGGACCUCUACUGAGGAGCUCCAAAAAACAGCCUCAUCCAGCCUGAAGGAGAGAUCCCUCCAACGAGGGUGUUUUUUAUGGGACAAAGGAGGAUUAAGAGAAAAAUUGAGGUGAGAUCCCAUGGGCCUAUUCUGCCUUCCACUUGGUUUAAUUAAAUCACUGACUAAUUUGAUCCUCUGUUUAAUUUGAUUGAACCCUUCAGGCUCCAGACUGCUUGUAUUAAAAAUAAUACAACUUCUACUCUUUAUUUUGAUAAGUUGUGAUCAUUUUAAGGAGGUAUUAUGGGGCACUGCAGUAACUGGGUAGUCACCCAAUGAGUCAGGAACAGGCAACAUUCUGAAUGCCUCAGAAGAGAAGCUAAGGAUCUAGGGGAAAUAAUUUCACAGGUAGCUUGCUGAAUGGCCAUUAUUACCCACCCCAUGUGCUUUGCAGGCUGCGAUAUACACACAGAGGACAGUUGUGCAUUUCAAUCAAAGUGAUAGGAAUGGUCUUGCUCAAAGGGAAUGAAGGUUGUGUGGUCCAAAUUUUCAAAUUUGAGCCUCUAUAGGUAGAUGUUCAGGGUACCUAACGUCAGAUGCCCACAUUGAAAAAUUUAGCUCUUAUAUCGUUAAAACAAUGACAAAGAAGGAAUAAGAUUAUUUUGACAUGCCUGUAUUACAACUGUCCAAAUAAUCAUUUAGCAACCUUGAGCUCCAGAGCCAGGAAAGUAAUCAGUAGGAAUCCCUCACCAUUAGUCUUUGACAUGACAUCAGCCAGUGGAGUGAAUAAACACUAGAGGGUUGAUAAGAGAGUCUAGUUAAAAACCUCUUACAAGUCAGAAUAUUGAAGAUGAAUCAGACCUUCACUGCUGGCACCAAGGUUUCUGUAUAGUGCCAACAAUAUGCCUAAGCAGGUAGAAGUGCGAAUGCAUGAAAGCCACCUGAGCCCUGUGGAGCCAAGGCCCAAGAAUGUAUGCCUGCGGUUCUGCCAAUCACUCAGAAAAAACCUGCUCCUGUCUCUUACUGUAUUUGGUGUCAUCAUGGGUGCAUUGUGUGGGGGUCUUCUUCGCCUGGCAACUCCUAUUGAUCCUGACAUCAUCAUGUUAAUAGCCUUCCCAGGAGAUAUCCUUAUGAGGAUGUUAAAAAUGUUGAUCCUACCUUUAAUUAUAUCCAGUUUAAUCACAGGACUGUCAGGUUUGGAUGCUAAAGCUAGUGGCCGAUUGGGCACAAGAGCCAUGGUCUAUUACAUGUCCACUACUAUCAUUGCUGCUGUGCUAGGGGUGAUUCUGGUUUUAGCCAUUCACCCAGGAAAUCCAAAACUCAAGAAGCAGCUGGGAGAAGGAAAGAAAAAUGAUGAAGUAUCCAGUUUGGAUGCUUUCUUGGAUCUCAUCCGGAACCUGUUCCCUGAAAAUCUAGUCCAAGCAUGCUUCCAGCAGAUCCAAACUGUCACUAAGAAAGUGCUGGUGCCCCCACAAACUGAAGAACCACCUAACGUCACUGACUCUGUCUUUGCUCUGAUGAACGAGACGAUGACCGAAGCACCACCAGAAGCCCAGCUGGUCAUUAAAAAGGGGCUGGAGUUUAAAGAUGGAAUGAAUGUCUUAGGCCUGAUAGGGUUCUUCAUUGCUUUUGGCGUUGCUAUGGGGAAGAUGGGAGAGCAGGCCAAAAUGAUGGUGGAUUUCUUCAGCAUCCUGAAUGAGAUUGUAAUGAAACUAGUGACUAUGAUCAUGUGGUACUCUCCUUUUGGCAUUGCCUGUCUUAUUUGUGGGAAAAUCAUUGCAAUUAAGGACUUAGAAGUGGUUGCUAGGCAACUUGGAAUGUACAUGGUAACGGUGAUCGUGGGCCUUCUCAUCCACGGUGGGAUCUUCUUGCCUUCACUGUACUUUGUGAUAACAAGGAAAAGCCCCUUCACAUUCCUUGCUGGCAUUUUCCAGGCAUGGAUCACAGCUCUAGGCACAGCUUCCAGUGCUGGUACAUUACCUGUCACUUUCCGUUGUCUUGAAGAAAACUUGGGCAUUGAUAAGCGUGUAACAAGAUUUGUCCUGCCUGUUGGAGCAACAAUAAACAUGGAUGGGACGGCCCUUUAUGAAGCAGUUGCUGCCAUCUUCAUAGCACAGAUGAAUGGAAUUGUGUUGGAUGGUGGGCAGAUAGUCACUGUGAGUCUGACAGCCACCUUAGCAAGUGUUGGAGCUGCCAGUAUACCCAGUGCAGGACUGGUCACCAUGCUUCUCAUCCUCACUGCGGUGGGUCUCCCUACUCAGGACAUCAGUCUGCUUGUUGCUGUUGACUGGCUCUUAGACCGGAUGAGAACAUCAGUAAAUGUUGUAGGAGAUUCUUUUGGUGCUGGCAUUGUGUAUCACCUCUCCAAGACAGAGCUGGAAAACCUGGAUUCCCAGCAUAAGGGGCAUGAAGAUAUUGAAAUGACCAAGACUCAGUCAAUUUAUGAUGACAUGAAAAAUCAUAGGGAAAACAACUCAAACCAAUGUGUUUAUGCAGCUCACAACUCUGUCAUAGUAGAUGAAUGCAAGGUGACACUGGCAACCAAUGGCAAAUCUGCAGACUUCACUGUUGUUGAGGAAGAGCCUUGGAAACGUGAAAAUUAAGGAAAGCGAGUCCCAUCUCCAUCUUUAAUAAGCCCCUGAAGCUAUCUUAUGGUAAAAGAUAUCAAGAUUAAAGAAUAUUUCUCUAUUUAUUUAACAUCUAAAGUUUCUGCUUAUUUAAUUUGUUAACCGAAACUUAGCAAAGAUCUCAUAAAGUCAUUGUAGCUACCGUGUUUUUGCCAAAUAGUGAUCCAUAACUAUCUGUCUCACUUGUACUGUUUGAAUGGAUGCAGCUGGAGAAUACUCUAUGAAUUAACAGUUAUGUUCUCACCAGCCUCUCUCUUUUGCUCAAGAGUCAGAAAAUGUAGAUGCUGCAAAAUGGAAAGAUCAAAAAGCCAGUAUGGCUUUCUCCAGGGACUCAGGGUAAUGAACAUAUAGUAUCAUAUAAACCUUAAAUUGUUCUCAGUGUCUCUUCUUGUGAUGUAUGUACAAAUCAGUACUGCAGUGUACCUUUGGUACAGUCAACAUUGUGUAACUACAUUAUUUAUUGUAAAUGUCUCUAAAGGUUUUCGAUAAGUUUUAUUGAUAAUUAGCAGCUGGCAUGGGGGACUAAGAAUUUUCAUCUUCCCAGGUACACUUUAAAUUAAGUGUCUCAAAUAAAUAUUUCAUUUAGGUUUUGGGGGCCAAAUUCACCCCAGGCAUAACUUUAUUAAAUUCAGUGGAGUAAAUACAAAGGGCCAGGUUCUGGGCCUUUCAGAUAGCACCAGAUUCUGAUGCUCUCUUCACAUGAAAUAGGACCUUACAGCCCAUUUAGUCCCUCUGAAACUAUUCAAGGAGAAUGAUGUUAUUCAACUUAAGGAAGGCACCAGAAUCUGUCCCCAAAUGAUUAUUGAACAUUCUUUUUGUUGAGGACGAGCAAUUAUAUGUAAUAGGGUGUUAAAAUGUAAUGGUGCUUAGCAUACGUUGGUUUGUUAACUAAGCUAAAUUAAAUGUAUAUUUAGGACACUUAAUUUGAAGUGAUAACUAUUUUUCUUCUCAAGUCCAUCUUAGAUUUGAGCCAAUGAGCUAAAUCCUGAAGUCAUUACCUGGUCAAAUUUUGCAUUGAAGUCAAUGGGAAUUUUGCCAGAGUUAGGACUGAGUGAAAAGUAAACCAGGACUUCAGGAUUCAGUCCAAUAAAUUGAAUCCCCAUCUCUCUAUUGUGAAGAAACAAUUUGUAUAAAUGUCUUUGAUGUCAGACAAGCAGUGAUUCUAGACCACAUGGCAUAGGAAUAAACAAGGCAGAGUUUUGUCGACACGGUAUAACUAAUGUAAGAUGUAGAGGUGCAAUAAUCAUUCUCUUAGGUUGUUUAAAAGGUGCUUGUUAAAAAUCAGAGCUUGUAAAGACAUAGGUGUACUCUAUUAUGAAAUUAAUAAUGUUUUACAGCAAAUCUGAGCCAGGUAGCUGAGGGAAACUCUGCCCUCUGAACAAACCUUCUGUGAUGUGAGUGUUUCUUAAACUGUUCUCUGAGCUGUCCAGCCUAUGAGCUUAUAAUGAACCUACCUAAAAGGUGAGAUGGGAAAUGAAGCACAUAUGCUUCUCUCUGUCCAUGCACAGUGCAGUGCUGCCAUUGACGUAAAUUGGAAUAACAUGUGUGAAUGUAGUGUUUAAACAAUAAUUCAGUCUAGUUUUGCUAAUUUGUAUUGUGUUAGCUAUUCCAAUGAAGUCACUAUGGGCCCCUGCUAGUAAGGACUACUCACCUUUUUAAUGGUUUGCAGAAUCAAACCUAGAGUCAACAUAUUCACCAUUCAAAUAUUUGUAGCUGUGCAGUAUUUUCCUUGGGAACAUUAGUGCUCUUUUGACAUCCCCUUGCUGCCUCACUAACUGAAAAGUCCUAAAGAAUUUAAUAGCUAUUAAACUACUGUGAGUUCUAUAGACAUUAUUCUGACAACCUAAAGAAUUUAAUAGAGAAUUAGUCCUUUUCUGUAGGUCUUUUGUACUGUUCUAUGGAAUUCUGUUCCAUCUUGUUCAACGUAUUUAGUGGAAUUGUGGGUACACAGAACUUCUCAGGAUCAGGGACUUAGUCUGGAUUUGAAGAAGAGUUCACUUCCCUGAUCCCCACAGAAAGAGAUCAAUUGCUCAAGACAGCUGUAACACUCUCUAAAAUGAACUCUAACACUUGGGCUGUUGGCUAACCUCACAUGAAAGUCACUGAGAGCUAAGUAGCAAUUGUAUAGGAUGACAUAUUUCCAAAAGACAAAACAGGACACCCCCAGCUGCUCACCUGUGGCCCCUUUCCCCCUAUGCAAGGCUGUUCCCCGUCGCAGGUACCCUGCAGGGACCCCCUCAGGAGGCUAUUUCCAAUUGCUGGAACCUUGCUGCCCUCCACCCCCCAUGCUGGAACACUCCCCCCCCACCCACCCACGGGGGGCUGGCAUCUCUGCUCGCCCCCUCUGCACCGCACCCUGCUUUUUUUGGACAAAAGUGGGUAUUUAUCCCAUUUGCUCUUGCCAACUGGUCAAGUCAGCAAGAGCAAACGGGAUAAAUGCCUCCUUUUUU
Molecule: messenger RNA, 5745 nt
Organism: Trachemys scripta elegans
Lineage: Eukaryota; Metazoa; Chordata; Testudines; Emydidae
Gene: SLC1A2
Product: solute carrier family 1 member 2
Exons: 11
Coding region: 1571-3271 (566 amino acids)
Biological process (GO): L-glutamate transmembrane transport
Cellular component (GO): plasma membrane
Molecular function (GO): L-glutamate transmembrane transporter activity; neutral L-amino acid transmembrane transporter activity; glutamate:sodium symporter activity
Source: RefSeq, a predicted model, not a curated record